AUGAAUAGAUUCUCGAGAACUAAUGUGUAUAGCGUCGAGAGAGAAGACGUAAUAAAAGGACCGAAGAAGGGGGAAGACGUUCUAAAGUGGCUAGAUGAGUGGGAAUCCCUAUAUGAAGAAGUCGUUAGCUUAAACUAUAAGAAUGUAUUAUUCUACCUACUAUUAUUUAUGAAAGUGGUUAAAGAGGUUCUGCCGUUAUGGUGGGAGAACUGGUUCUAA
This is a messenger RNA of Penicillium longicatenatum, 219 nucleotides long. RefSeq lists its product as uncharacterized. The transcript is spliced from 2 exons. NCBI's taxonomy places the organism in Eukaryota, Fungi, Ascomycota, Eurotiomycetes, Eurotiales, Aspergillaceae. Bases 1 to 219 code for a protein of 72 amino acids. The record is from RefSeq and is a predicted model, not a curated record.